Paramuricea clavata is the source of this 489-nucleotide messenger RNA. NCBI's taxonomy places the organism in Eukaryota, Metazoa, Cnidaria, Anthozoa, Malacalcyonacea, Plexauridae. The record is from the annotation of a GenBank genome assembly.
AUGAAACCCAUACAUAGCUCGCCUAAACAGUUGCAGAGAAUGCUGCUAGCCCUCCAAAAUUACAAUCUCAACGUGCAGUACAAGAAAGGCAAACUCAUGUGGAUAUUGGACACCCUGAAUCGUUCAUAUCGAAACACAACAGUAUCAUGGCGUCAUGACACUACUGAGGUACGGUCCCUGGAAGAGACCGACCAUGCAGAGAAUCUGCCUAUUUCUCCAGACAGACUCAACCAGUUUAAGUGCGAAACACCGUCAGAUAAAACCAUGCAGAGUAUCAUCGUCGCGAUAAAUAAUGGCUGGCCUACAUCCAAGAGACAGUCCAGUCACGACUUGGCACCGUUCUACGACAAAAGAAGUGAACUAGUGGUUGAUAAUGGACUAGUUUUCUGGAGAACGCUUAGUAGUUCCCACAUCAAUGAGAAAAGAAAUGCUGACGCAGAUUCACCGAUCUCAUAUUGGCAUAGAAGGAUGUCUUCGGAGAACCCGUGA